Molecule: messenger RNA, 8431 nt
Organism: Erinaceus europaeus (western European hedgehog)
Lineage: Eukaryota; Metazoa; Chordata; Mammalia; Eulipotyphla; Erinaceidae
Gene: CMTM4
Product: CKLF like MARVEL transmembrane domain containing 4
Exons: 4
Coding region: 190-816 (208 amino acids)
Cellular component (GO): membrane
Source: RefSeq, a predicted model, not a curated record
CGAGCCCGAGCGGACCGAGCUGCGGCUGUAGCCGGGCGGCGAGUGCAGAACAAGGCGGCGGUGGCGCGCGGGCCGGGCCGCGGGCGGUCAGUCAGCCAGGCGGCGGGGAUGGCGAUGCGGCGACCCCGCUGAGCCCGCCCGCCCGCGCCGAGAGCCGGCCGCGCCGGGCGGCCCGGGCCAGGCGGCAGCAUGCGGAGCGGCGAGGAGCUGGACGGCUUCGAGGGCGAGGCCUCGAGCACCUCCAUGAUCUCGGGCGCCAGCAGCCCGUACCAGCCCACCACCGAGCCGGUGAGCCAGCGCCGCGGGCUGGCCGGCCUGCGCUGCGACCCCGACUACCUGCGCGGCGCGUUCGGCUGCCUCAAGGUCGCCCAAGUGAUUCUGGCCCUGAUUGCGUUCAUCUGCAUAGAGACCAUCAUGGAGUGCUCCCCAUGUGAAGGCCUCUACUUUUUUGAGUUUGUGAGCUGCAGUGCAUUUGUGGUGACUGGAGUCUUGCUGAUCCUGUUCAGUCUCAACCUUCACAUGAGGAUCCCCCAAAUCAACUGGAACCUGACGGAUUUGGUCAACACUGGACUGAGCACUUUCUUUUUCUUUAUUGCUUCAAUUGUACUGGCUGCUUUAAACCACAAAACCGGAGCAGAAAUUGCUGCCGUGAUAUUUGGUUUCUUGGCAACUGCAGUGUAUGCAGUGAACACAUUCCUGGCAGUGCAGAAAUGGAGAGUUAGCAUCCGUCAGCAGAGCACCAACGACUACAUCCGAGCCCGUACGGAGUCCAGAGAUGUGGAUGGCCGCCCUGAGAUUCAGCGCCUGGACACGUGAGGACCUGCCAGCGUCCUCCUCCCUUUCCCAACCUGUGCCCAUCCUUUCAGUCAAGUCUUCUUUACCUUGUCAUGUUAGACUUUCAUGUGAUUAUUUUGAAUUUUGUCCUCUUUGGGAAAAUUUUAUUUUGAGAAAGGGUCUGUAGAGUGUCCCUGUUGGUGGGUAUGCGAGGUGGGAGCCCUCCCCCUUUUUUCUCCCCCCCCUUUUCCCUCCCCAUCUUGUUGUUCAGACGGAGGUGAAUGGGAGAGGUCUAUGGAUUCUCCAGCACUUGAUGACUGUGGAAGCAGCUGGCCUUGGGGCUGCUGUGUCCACUUUAGGUCUUUAUACAGGCUUUCCACCUAACUCUGAGCCAUCCUGUCAUAAUAUAUUUGUGAUAAAGGGGAACAAAGCAUGGAGGCACAGCAACCAGCCAGCAGCUAUUCUUGGGCAGUCUGUCACCACACUGCCAGGGCUGUCCCUUGCUCUUCACCUCAUGCCCAAGUCACAGCCAGUCACCACAAGCCCAAAAUCCACAUGACAGUAAGGGUCUUGCUGGUGGGUUUCAACUUGAUGGGGAUGGAAAAAGCUGGCAUCCUCUUGGGACAGUGCCACAGGACUGCUGACAUAUAGGAGGGCCACCUCUCCUUUCCUACCCUGCUGAGAAGUCACUUGAUUCUUCCUGAAACCUGGGGUCUUCUCUAGGAAUAUAGACACCAUCUUUUCCCUUAGUUUCCUACCUAUUCCUAAUAUUUGGAGGCUGGGUUGCAGCUUCUCUGUGUUUACCUUCUCAGGUAAAAACCACAGAAGAAAUAUGAUCCAUUCCACCAGCCAGAACACUUGCCCACUGCUGACGUCAUGAACCACAGGUGGAGAUACCCUACAUUUUAGGACUGUGUGCUAAUUCUCAAAUGCCUGCGAGAAGUUCUAAAGUGAUUCUGAGUAGAUUUGUCUAUGACUUGAAAAUACUUGAAUUUGCACCAUGACACAUCCUUUUACAGAUGUUUCAGAAGGCACACAUUGUAGCUUUGGUGCCUUAGUGUCAUAACUAUGAAACUGAUCUUGGAAGUUAUUGGGGAAAAAUUCUAGGUAUGUGAGGAAGUGAUUCUUGAUGAAGUGAAGAUUAUUGUGGUGAGUGAGUUAAAUGAGCCCCUAUCAUGGUGUAGCUUUUUUGUUUUUUUGGAGAUUAAUUGUAGCUUUUAUGGAAAAUUUGUUGGAAUUUGUUAGGUUUUCACUCUUUGAACUGUUUUUAAUGUUUACAAACCUCAUUUGAGCUCUAACAUCCAUUUAUCACUCAGCAAGGAAAACAUUCUGCUGGUGGAAAGGUUUUGCAGCAGCAUGGAGACUCUCCAGGAUUCUGUUCUAGUGUGACUGCUUAUAGCUUUAGCUGUAUCCUACAUAAUGAGAGGCAAAGAGAAUGAAUGAAUGUGUGGGUGGGUGGGUGGAGAAUGUGUGAGAAAGUGUCCACUUAUACAUGUGGGCAUUGCCUUCCUCAUAAAAGAGCAGUGUGUGAUUUGGGAAGGGGGUUGACCAGGUGACACUGCUAGGCCAGGGAGUCUGUGGAAAAUGCUAUGCUGCCUCUGAAGAAUUGAAGUUAAGGGUUAGCAUCUGAUCAUCCUGCUGAGUAUCACCACAGUUCCUUUCUAGAGCAGCACUCCAGGUCAGAUGUUCAAGUUCUAGGGAUCAUGGGCUACUCGGCCCAGCUAGUAUGGUGGUAACUCAGCUUCCCUCUGCUCCACAGAAGGCAGGAAGGCUGAGUCACAGGCACACAUGCUGCCCAGCAGGUCCAAAGAGAGCCUUCUUCCCAUGUAUCUUAUAAAGCAGUACAAAUCAUGCAACACAAACUUUGAAGCUACUAUAUGUAAUGAUUUCAGAGGAGAUUGUGACAUCUGGAUUUUAUCUGUUCAUUUAAUGUAUUUAUUUUGCAUUUGAUAAGUGGCUAUGCAUAAUCAAAAUUGCAGUUAUCUCCCUCAGAGUUCCAUUUAAAAACAGUUACAAAGACUCAGCUUUGCAUUAAAUGGGGCCCACUUGGAAAGACCACCCUGAACCAUAUCAGUAAUCUUCCUGCCGGGAAUCAUGUUACUUGGCCUCAAUAAAAAACUCUGAGACUGAAAAAAAGAACACCAUUCAGGCAGGACCAGUUUAUCAUCUGGUACUAAGGAGCUGACUGGCCUCCUCAGGAUGUGUUGUUAGCUGCAAGGAAUAAUUUUGAAGCCCAUUUGAAACUGUAAAUGCUGAGAAGAUAAAAAUUGAUGACGCUUUGUGCCACAGAGCUACUUAAGAGUUAAUUUGCAUCUUAGUGUUAGGAUCUUUGGAAUUAUUUAUGUCCCUGUAACUAUUUAAAAUCCUAUGUGCCAUGAGACUCUCCAUGGUUUUUUUGUAAAUAUAUUUCUUUAUAUUUAAUUAGCUGACACUACAACCAGGAGUGGCCAGGUUUGCAUUGUAACUGGUGUGAUGCAGAAUCACACAUCUCGUCACCUACGGCACUGUGGUGGUGAAUAUGAAGGGGAUAUCAUUUAUGGUGAAUGUAAAGAUACUUGCAUUUUUUUUUUAUGCUGUCUCUACAGAUAAGACAAUCUGUGUUAUUUGUGUAUGUGUGUUGGGGGGGGGCUUAAAAGGGCUUUCUUUUGGAAGUUAAAGGCAGUGUAUUAUCUCCUUUAAUAGUUGCAGUAUGGACAGAUUGAGGCAUUUUGAGACUAAAGCAAUCUUAGUGUUUCUCAACUUCCUUGUGGAUGAUAUUGGCUUUCCUAAUUUGGCCAAACUUGAAGAGAAUGACAGAUGCUCUGUACAUUUAAAUUUGUUCCUGGAGACUGUAUGGUUGAAACCCUCAAGCAUUUGGUGGAACCUCUGGUGGUUUUAGAUGGAUGCAAAUACUGAUGUCUUCAGAGAGAGUUUAUCUUGGCACGUAUUUGGUUAAUGUGGUUUUCUUUUCCCCCUUGAUUUUCCUUUAUCCUCUUUUCAUUUCAUUUGAAGGCAUGAAAGGAAAUGCCUUUUCCCUUUCAUACAGAGAGAUUACAAUCAUGAAAGCCUAAAGUCACUUGUUGGUCUGUGUAUAAGACUAGGAAAGUAAAAAGGCAGCAACAGAUUAAAAUCUCCUGAGUUUGCUUUCAGGUAAAGAAAACAUUUUUACUUUGUGUAGCAGCAGUCUUCCAGAUUACCUUUGCCUUUGAAAGAGCAAGAACAUAGUAGCCUGCCCAACCCCAAUACCCAGGUUUUCCUUGGUAACUUGGCAUGAAGUGCCAGCAUUGGCAGAACCUAGCCUGGCCACAGGGAAGCCAACAUAUACCCAGCCUAGCUCUCUGGGCUUGCUUGGCUCAGGGGUAAGGGGUAGGUGGGUCACACUCCCAGCCAUUUGGACACCAUUCUUACCCCCAGACAGGAAUGCUCACAGCAUGGAGAGACAUGGAGCAUAUCUGACCUCUGCUAAUGCUUCUGAUGAGAGCAUUGUGGUUUUGUUGAAAAUAUCCCUAUGCUUUUAAAAUUGUGCAGUUUCAUCUGCCUUAAAAUUUUUUUUAUUACUAUCUUUAUUUAUUGGGACAGCCAGAAAUUGAGAGGGGAGUGGGUGACAGAGAGGGAGAGAGACAGACACCUGCAGCCCUGCUUCACCACUCACAGAGCUUUUCCCCUGCAGGUGGACCAGGGCUUGAAUCUGUGUCCUUGCGCAUUAUAACACGUGUGCCACCACCCAGCCCCUUAUCUGCCUUUCUUUGAAGCUUUCUUAGUAGUGAUUAAAUUUGGGUUAAACCACAGGCAGUCUCUGAAGAAAAGUACUAGUUUUUCUGUUUGUUUGGUUGUUUUACCAGAGCACUGCUUAGCUCUGGUUUAUGGUGAUGUGGGGGAUUGAACCUGGGACCUUAGAGCCUCUGGCGUGAGAGUCUUUUGCAUAACCAUUAUAUUCUCUCCCCAGCAGAGUGUGCUUUUUUUUUUUUUUUUUAAAUUUAUGGUGUUUGCAUAUUCAUGCAUUCUUACUUACAGUAAAUGAACCUUGAGUGACCCUGCCACAUGUCCUAUCUUACAUGUGGUUCCCAGCUCACCUUUUCUUGUAGAUACUUCUGUACUGGCUAGACAAAACAAGCCUUUUUAUAUCCAUGUAUUUUAAAGAGGUCACCUAAGGUCUGAUAUCUGCAAGAUUGUGGGUUGGUCUUAGAAACUCAACAGAUGACUAGAAUAUGGAGACAACAUGUGGCAAAUUCAGUGAUUCUGGGCAGCAGUGGUGAUUCUAAGUAACUCCCAUUUAUAUUCAAAACAAAGCUACCAUGAAGUCAUUGUGAUAUUACAUGAUUGACAUUUUCUCUAUACUGAACAAUAAUGAUAUUUUAAAAAAGAUAGCAAGAGAGAAAAACACUUUCUAGGCCAAAGGUUUCUGACUGACUCGCAAAUGAAAAGUUGUUCACUGCUCUAGGCACUGCCAGUUUUGUGUGAGGUCUAAGAGACACUUUUUUGUUGUUGUUGUUGUUAAGUUCCUAGUGAAGUUUGCAGAUUCCAGGUGAACCAGGUCAUUCUUAACAUCAGCACUCAGGUCUAGUAAGCAAUAGGCUUGGUGAGUUAGUGAGGUGGGAGUGUGCGGAGCAGGUCUGGGAAGUAGGAGGACAAGUGUCUUCCUUGAAGCUGCUGGCACAGUUACUAACCCAGGCUGUCUUGGAAAACUGCACUUGGUUAACUACCUUCCUGUAUUCGGAAAAGAGACCUUAGGUUCCAAAACUAGCUCUAGAGCAAGAGCCAAAUGUUAUAGCAACCAUUCCUUGGUGCUAUAGGUGGGCUCAUAGUCUCUCAUUUAGAAACUAGGGGGCUCUGGACAGGUAACUCAGUUUCUGGUUUGGGUGCUACCUUAGGCAGGACUCAACCUAAAAACACUGCCUACCUUGACCUUUGUGGGCUUUUCCUGACUUGUUAUAAAUGUUUUCUUCUUGGUAUCACUGAAAUCAAUCAACUGUCUUAGCUGAGAAGGUAAUUUGAGAUAUUUGAUCUUUUACUGUUCUUUCACUUAGAAACUAUCUCUAAAAGGAAAUAGCCGCAAUACUGUUAGAUCUAAAAGAAUUUUCUUCUGAAAGUGAAUAUUCUAUUAGAAUUUUCUUUAUCCCAGUCAGUGGCAUUUUCAUACACUCUUAACCUGAAACAGAGGAGUGGGUCCUGAUACAUUUUCUUCUCUUUAGAUUAUACUGUUAUUCUACUUGGACCAAUUUUUCAACCUUGAGGAUUUUCUAGUUUUCUUAAAACUAAUAGUGAAACAAAAAAGUUACCCACAAGCUCCCCAUGAGUUUGAAUUGAUGGCAACUUUAAAAUUUAGAUUAUGGAUUUUUGCAUAGUCUUCCUUUUCAUAGGCUGAGUAUUGUGUACUUUUUUUUUUUUUUACCAAGACUAAUGCAAGUAACUUGCUGGUUAGACAUCUAGAGUGACAUUUUCUUUGGGUUACAUAAUAUACAAAGCUCCAAGAGCCUUUAGUAAGGGGUUAAUAACCUGGACUCUAUGAGAAUUCAGCAUUUUUAUGUAUCUAAUUUACCGGUAAGAAUUUGUCUGUUGUCUGAAAUGACCUUAAUCAGCUGUUGGUAGGAUUUAGGAUAAAGUUUCUUUUCAUAGUUGUGCCUCCUGUGAGGAGAGGUGUGAAGUCAUCAGAAGGAUGGCCAGUAAGGACAGCGUAGGGGUUGAGGAGAGAAAGGACCUGAUGCUGAGGUCUGUUUGUUGGCAGCUUCCUUCCAUGGGACCUUUUGCUUUCUUGACUUUUCCAGAAUUGAGUCUGAAAAUUUGGAGACACUAUUUCUGUAGAACUAAGAAAGGCAAUUAUUUGAGGCUUGAGGGGAUCUGUCUGUCAAAGCGCUACAAGAAGGCUGUAUCCCCACCCCCCCACCCCAAGCUAGCCUGGCUUGCAAAGGGACCACCUGCUUUGCUUACUCUUUGACUAUUACCCUUCCAAAAAUGAGUUUUCAAAUCCUGCCUCAUGAUAAAGUUAACUUCUAGGGAUAAAAACAAUGUUUUUCAUAACCUGAUUUUAUUUGAUGGGGUUUCCGCUCAGAGAAUGUGAGGGAGUGGGAACUAUUUGUAUAUGUUGAAUUGUGUAGGGGUUCAGGAAGCCGUGACAAAAGCACUGACCUAUUUAUUAUAGGUAUGACUGUAUUCCCCCCCCCCCAAAGUAGGUAAUUCUUUGUAUUUUAAGACAAAUAAUAAUCACUUCACCUUUGGUGCCUUCGUGUGUCACAUAAGCACUCUUGUCAAUCAUGGAAUUUAAAAAAAAAAGAUGUACAUUUAGUUAAAUCAAAUAACACUAUUUUUGUAGCAUGAUUUUAGAUUGUGUCCUUUUAAUAUUGCUUUCAGCAAUGCUGGCUUUGAAGCUUGGCCAUCUUCCUUUUAAACUUACAUAUUUUAAAAAAGAAAAAAUAGUAGCCCUGGCUAUUCCUGCUUUUCUCCCUGCUGUUCUCUGCUUAUUUAAAUAAUCUGAGCAUAAAAGUAUAUUUCUGUGAAAUAAUUCUUAGUCAGUAUAAUUGCAUUUGGCAUUUUGGAACCACUUAUUCUGUUUGGAGAAGUACUGCUCACUCACCCCAGUAAGAGAAAAGUGGCUCCAUAUUUAAAACAGAACAUCUUUGGUGCUUUGACUUCAUCUUUCUUGGGUCUACAAGGGUGAAAAGCCCUACUGCUGUGGCUAGUGAACUAGGGGGUAUUCUUUGGCCUGGUGUCUUCCAAGGUCAGCUCAGGCUGUUCAUCUGGCUUUGCUGCCUGUGUGUAUCUCCCCCCACCACACUCCCUCUACCUUGCAGCCUCCCAAAGUGAUGGAACCCUUGGGCUUACCUUCCACUUGGAUUUCUGCUUGGCCAUGGAUACCCAUUCUGGUUUCCAACCUGAUCAAGAUAGAUUCCUCACUGUGAGGAACUUGAUGAAGUCAAGACACAGUUAAUGUUUCAGCUGCUUCGUUAGCUCUACUGCCCCUGCAGGACCCACUUUAUGUCAAGAAAAAUCUUGAGUAAAUUAGUUAAGCCAUUGCAAAAUGAAGGGAUUUGCUAAAGCAUAAAAUUUUAGGUUUUUUUUUUUUUUUUUGGUCCUUUUAAAAGGUCAGAAUGUCAUUAUUUUUUAACCAAGGAAGUUGUAACAGAUGACUUAAAAACUCUUCCAGUACGAUCGCUCAUUGGUACUUUGCCCAGUGGCACUUUUUUUUGGAGGGGUGGGAGGGGGUGCUAAUUUAAUAACAAUUACAAGCUGCUUCUUAAAAUGCUAGUAGUUCCUUUGAACAGUUUAGACUCAGCUGUGGGGCAUUCUGAGUUGAGCCCAUCUGGCAAAAUUUCAUUGAUGCUGUUGGUUGGUCAGCGCACCUACCCUGGCAUCUCAUACUGGCAUGUGUGCCCUGGAGUGGGCACCACCUGACUCUGGCUGACUCUUGGGUGAGAUUAUCCAUUUGGAGUGAUUUUAGGGUCCCAGAGCCUUUUCUCCUGUUGGUUCGUCUCGACAGCAGACAAGGCAAGUUAACAUCAGUGCCCCCUUUACUUUUGAAGGACCAAUUUUUCAUGGUACUUGUCUUGAUUGUUUUCAUAGUGUUCAAAUCUGUAUUUUUGUAUGUAGAGGGAAAUAAGUUUCUCAACACUAAUCGCUAAUGAAUAUUGUAUUAAAUUGUCAUGAAGGAGUUCUUGUUUAAUAAAUGACAUGUAAAAUGGCA